AUGAUCAAAUUUAACGUAAGCGUACCUACGCUGAAACGGUUAAGUAUCGAAUUUUAUACAUAUGAACGUGACCUUCCUGAUUACAAACUUGAGAUAUAUGCCCCAGCUCUUGAGUACUUUGGAUUUCGUGGUGAUUUGCGCAACGUUGUUUUCCUUAAAAAACUAGCCAACUUAGUUGAAGCACAUGUAGAGGUUCGUGCAGUUGAAUUUCUUCAGGAGGAUUGGGUUCGUGAACAUAAGAUAUAUUAUGGAGAUAGGGUGUUUAAGCUUGUUAGAGCACUAAACCACGCUAAAUUCUUUUCAUUAUAUCCUGGUGACAAAGAGUGCAUCGGCUUUGGUUCUAUUUUUCCUUCCAGGUUUCAAAAGUUGGCCUGUUUGAACUUUAAAGUUAAUAAAUCAAACUGGCACGUUUUGCAAGCUUUACUAGUAGUGGCUCCUGAUUUAGAAGUUCUUGUUCUUGAUAAGCAUUUUCAUUUUAAUGAAGACGAGUUAUGUUGGACAGAGCCAUCGGAUGAUCCUGGUUAUCUGUCUUCGCGCCUUACGACUUUUAAAUUUAAUGGAUUUGAAGGAUUGGAACAUGAAAUGGAAUUUGUAAAAUAUAUCAUAAACGAGGCAAGAUCCUUAAAGACAAUCACAAUCAAUGUUUCUGAUAAACAGUUGAAGGAAAGUAUACUUGAAGAACUAUCAAUAUAUCUCUUUGGUGUAAUUGGUGGCAACUUCGAUCGAUCGAUUGACAUGGCCGCUCUCUUCCUUGUCAUUACCAUGUGCUUGGUUUUGAAUGCUUUUUGUAUUGUGUAUGAGAUGGCAUUUAGUAGUCAAUCCCACAAGUGCUAUUCAGUUCUGGACCAUGAAUUAUGA
Messenger RNA from Quercus lobata, 858 nucleotides. RefSeq names its product F-box/FBD/LRR-repeat protein At5g56570-like. Lineage: Eukaryota; Viridiplantae; Streptophyta; Magnoliopsida; Fagales; Fagaceae. Bases 1 to 858 code for a protein of 285 amino acids. The record is from RefSeq and is a predicted model, not a curated record. The transcript has 5 exons.